Messenger RNA from Coregonus sp. 'balchen', 1767 nucleotides. NCBI's taxonomy places the organism in Eukaryota, Metazoa, Chordata, Actinopteri, Salmoniformes, Salmonidae. The record is from the annotation of a GenBank genome assembly.
AUGUCGGUCGAAAGGCCGGGGGAGAUCAGCGGAGGUCGCGUGCGAGACCUCACUGGUCGCUGGAUUCACUCCUCUGUUCAUGCUUUUCCCUCACGUAUCCAGUCUUCGGUGGGGCUUCCCUCUUUCGGGUACAGUCAAAUCUGUCUUUCCCGUGCACUAUCAUUAAUCUUUCUUCCCAGUCUUCUACUUUCUAUCUAUCUCUCUCUCUCUCUCUCUCUCUUCUCUCUCUCUCUCUCUCUCUCUCUCUCUUGUUGCUACUCUUCUCUUGUUUUACCUCUCUUUUCUCUUUCCUCUUUCUCAAUCCUGUCUUUUCUCUCUCAUAUCCUUCUCUCAUCCUCAUUACUCUCUCUCUCUCCCUCUUUCCUCAUGUCACGUAGCUCUCUCUCCUCCUGGGGCUCCGUCUGAUAACCGUGGUUCUCUGGCUUGUUUUACUCUUGUCACUUUUCUCUUCAUCCAUCCUACGUCUUUCGCUCUAUCUCCUAUCUCUAACCUGGCGCCUUCACUCGCCCCUGUGCCUUCCCUCAAUGUCACCGAGUCAGUCAACAUAUCAUGGGCCGGGGCGGCUGGCGGCGAGCCCGGUUACAGUGAGGUGGAGAUGGUCCUCCUAGGCAUGUUGAUGUCACUGCUGGUCGUAGGCAUCGUUUUUGGCAACAUCCUGGUCAUCAUAGCCAUCUACCGGUUCCAGAGACUCCAGAAUAUCACCAACUGCUUCAUCACCUCUCUGGCCUGUGCCGACCUGGUCAUGGGUCUCAUCGUGGUGCCGUUCGGCGCCUGCUACAUCAUCUUCAACACCUGGCACUUCGGCAGCUUCUGGUGUGAGUUCUGGACCGCCACGGACGUGUUGUGUGUGACGGCCAGCAUCGAGACGCUCUGCGUGAUAGCGCUGGACCGGUACCUGGCCAUAACCUCUCCGUUCCGCUACCAGUCUCUGCUGACCAAGGGUAAGGCGCGCGUGGUGGUCCUGCUGGUGUGGGUGAUCGCUGGACUCAUCUCCUUCUUGCCCAUCCACAUGAAGUGGUGGAUCAGUGACGACGCGGAGGCACAGGCCUGCAUCCAGAACAGCAACUGCUGUGACUUCAACACCAAUACAGCCUACGCCAUCACCUCCUCCACAUCUCCUUCUACAUCCCCUUAGUCGUCAUGGUGUUUGUCUACUGCCGCGUGUUCCAGGAGGCCAAGCAACAACUACGCAAGAUCGACCGCAGCGAGGGCCGCUUCCACGCCCAUAACAACAACAUGGGAGGAGGAGGAGGGGUGGAGAGUAACAACGAGAGCCGAGGAGUUGGAGGAGGCUUCAAGAAGACCAAGUUCUGCCUGCGGGAACACAAGGCCCUGAAGACAUUGGGGAUCAUCAUGGGGAUCUUCACGCUGUGCUGGCUGCCCUUCUUCCUCCUCAAUGUGGUGGUAGCCAUCUGGAAGGUAGGGGACAUCGGACUCGCCUUCAGGAUACUCAACUGGAUAGGUUACGCCAACUCCGCCUUCAACCCCUUGAUCUACUGCAGGAGCCCUGAGUUCAGAUACGCAUUCAAGGAGAUCCUGUGCAUCAAGAAGGUCCGGUUCCCCAAUCUAGGGCCUACUAAUGGAUACGUGUACAGCGGGCACAGCUGGCAGAGUGAGCAGCAGGGAGGGAGGAGUAAGGGGAGCUCGGAGGACUGUGACCCAGCUGCAGACGGGAGCUCUGGGAGGGGAGAGGUGGGUGGGGGUGGAGCUGCAGAUGGAACGGACCCGAACGGGAACUGCAGUAAAGGGUUAACGACUGUACUUUAA